Messenger RNA from Lachancea sp. 'fantastica', 1128 nucleotides. The record is from the annotation of a GenBank genome assembly. NCBI's taxonomy places the organism in Eukaryota, Fungi, Ascomycota, Saccharomycetes, Saccharomycetales, Saccharomycetaceae.
AUGGAACGCAGGCCUCAACGCAGGCUUAGAUCAACACCACCGACGAACUCCAGCGGCGAUGGACUCUUUGACUUUGACAACGACGAAAACGGCAUUGCACCCGACGAGGAGCUGUCAAUUGUAUCGUGUGCGACCGCUGGAACGAAGAUGUUACGCCAACUAGCAAAUAGUGAUGAAGUGCAACGCAAGAAGCAGGAAUUGCAAAAAAUGCGGGAGUUAGUGAUGGAAAAGCGAUCGUUGAAAAAGGAGGAGAACAUUGACGGCAGCGAGAAAGCCUUGUCAGAUCCACUCUCAGAUGACCUCUACACCGCUUACCAUCGGAAAAUGCAGAAACAGGAAUUGCGGAUGGUUAAGCAGGACGAAGUCCAAAGCGAAGCAGAGGCGGAACGGUUGCGGGGUGUUUUGGAGAGCCUCGAGUCACAGUACUGGCUGAAAACGUUGUUGAAAACGACCAAGGUUUGCGAUUCUGGCGACUUAGAGGAAAUUUCCCGCAAACGAAGGCUGACCCAAGAUGCAAUAAACAACAUGUUGGAUAACUUUGACGAAUUCAAAACUCGACUGGCAUUUUUGAGCCGCCGUGGUAGACUAGGAAGCGCAAAACACUUAUAUGCCCGUUCUGGUGCCGCUUCAGAACUCCCAAACGCCCGCAUCGACCAUUAUAGACGGCCACCGUUCGGGUAUGGUGACAUUGAUCUCCACUCGGAUGGCGAGGAAGAGUCAAUGACUAAUGCGCAGAUAAAAGCUCAUAGGAAACGCUUGAAAGAAGAGAAGUUUGGAGGGACAGUAAUCAUUCAACUGCGCAAGGAUGCCGUCAGCAGUUAUAGUUUUGCUAUAAUCGCUGAGCCUCUGCGAUCGGCAUCCAUUGUUGAAUGCACCAGAGCCGACAAAAAGGAGUGGUCGCGAAAGUCGGAAACGCUGCCCUCCCGCUUCGAAUCCCACGAGCCGUUCCCUCCUCAGACGUACACUUCAAAGCCAAUUUACAGUUCUGACCGAAAAGGUUGCAAUAGUAACGGCACCUUCAUAAGUCCAAAAAAAAGGACCCGCAAUGAGACUAGCGAAACCGAACUUGCAUCUCCCAAUGCAACAAAGCAAAUUAGAAAGACUCGCAAACAAAAAAGCAAUCCUUAA